This is a messenger RNA of Achroia grisella, 2667 nucleotides long. It is a transcript of the gene Ir8a, whose product is annotated as ionotropic receptor 25a. Gene Ontology annotation, molecular function: glutamate-gated receptor activity; transmitter-gated monoatomic ion channel activity involved in regulation of postsynaptic membrane potential. NCBI's taxonomy places the organism in Eukaryota, Metazoa, Arthropoda, Insecta, Lepidoptera, Pyralidae. Bases 53 to 2617 code for a protein of 854 amino acids. Gene Ontology annotation, biological process: monoatomic ion transport; modulation of chemical synaptic transmission; synaptic transmission, glutamatergic. Gene Ontology annotation, cellular component: plasma membrane; postsynaptic membrane. The record is from RefSeq and is a predicted model, not a curated record. The transcript is spliced from 17 exons.
AAUCGAAGCCCAAGAACGAGAUUUGCCCCGACAAAUAGGGAGAGCGCUGAAGAUGGCUGAGGAGCAGCAUCCUGAUAUCAGGGUAGCUGACUCCGUCGUGUUCCUGGAUCGGGAGCACGAAGACGAGAGUUACAGGAAACUUUGCUCAGCAGUUUCCAAUGGCGUCUCCAUGAUAGUUGACAUAUCCUGGUAUCCGUGGGAAAUGGCAACCCAGUUAGCAGUAGACUCAGGGUUGCCACUAGUGAGGACGCUCCUCGGUUCCCAACAGUUGUUGUCGGCGCUGGACAGCUACCUGGAGUCGAGGAACGCCACAGACGCAGCCAUUUUGAUGGAAAGUGAGAGCGAUGUGGACAGGACUCUAUACGCACUCCUUGGAGAGUCCAACAUUCGUGUAUGGGUCCACGCAGGACUCACCAGGGACUCUGCCAGGGCCCUGAAGACGAUGCGGCCCGAGCCGAGCUUCUAUGUCAUAGUGGGCAGCAACGGUUUCGUCAUGGAUACCUAUAAACGAGCAAUUAAAGAGAAGUUGGUACGUCGAGAUUACCGCUGGAAUCUACUCUUCACUGACUACUCCGGCAGUAACCUGGAUCUCUCCCAGUUGGUGCUGCCGACGGCGAUGUUGCAUGUAGACCCUGCUGAAUGCUGCAGGCUCUCGAGUAGACGGGAGGACUGCAGUUGUCCUGCUGAAUUACAGAGGUCCCAGUAUAUACUCAAUGCCUUGAUCCAGUAUAUAACAGAUGUAUACUCCAGACUGGACAACGACCUCACCACUGUCACCGUGACUGUUGACUGUGACAGCAUCCAGGGUUGGGAGAUGAACAUCACCAGAGACCGACUGUAUAGGCAGUUCGCUGAAGAUACUGACCUCAGCAAUGAGACUGUCUUCUAUUGGGAUGGAGACAGGUCUGGUCUAUUUCUUCGUUCCCGCUUCAUCCUCUCAAUGUACAAGCCUGAUGAAGAUCUGCAGACUGUCGCCACCUGGUCAGCAGACGAGGAAUACCACCUUCUACCAGGGAUUGUGUUGGAGCCGUUGAGACAUUUCUUUAGGAUUGGUACAUCACCUGCUGUACCUUGGACUUUACCGAAGCUUGAUCCAGACACAGGGGAGCCGAUGGUGAACGAGGACGGCCAACCGCUUUAUGAAGGAUACUGCAUUGAUCUCAUUGCUAAGUUAUCUGAAACAAUGAAUUUUGAAUACGAAAUAGUGACCCCAAGAGGGGGCACGUUUGGCAUGAAACUGUCAAAUGGUUCUUGGGAUGGAAUUAUUGGUGAUUUGGUGAGAGGGGAAACGGAUAUAGCAGUGGCAGCUUUGACAAUGACAGCAGAAAGAGAAGAAGUGAUAGAUUUCGUGGCUCCAUACUUCGAACAGACUGGAAUACUAAUCGCAAUUCGCAAGCCGAUCCGAAAGACGUCUCUCUUCAAAUUCAUGACGGUACUCCGGACCGAAGUGUGGUUGAGCAUAGUCGGUGCUCUGGUCCUCACUGGCUUUAUGAUCUGGUUACUCGACAAAUACUCGCCCUACUCGGCCAGGAACGAUCCAGCGUCUUAUCCAUACCCUUGCAGAGAAUUCACCCUAAAGGAAAGCUUCUGGUUCGCCCUAACUUCUUUCACCCCUCAGGGAGGAGGGGAGGCUCCCAAAGCACUGUCAGGGAGGACCCUGGUAGCUGCCUAUUGGCUGUUCGUGGUACUGAUGUUAGCUACCUUCACUGCCAACUUGGCGGCCUUUUUAACUGUUGAGAGAAUGCAGACCCCGGUGUCAUCACUGGAGCAAUUGGCGAGACAAUCCAGGAUAAACUACACAGUGGUGGAAGGGUCGACUGUACACCAAUACUUCAUUAAUAUGAAAUUCGCUGAAGAUACGCUGUACAGGGUUUGGAAGGAGAUCACAUUAAACGCAACAUCGGAUCAGUCACAGUACAGAGUGUGGGAUUAUCCUAUCAGAGAGCAGUAUGGUCAUAUAUUACUAGCCAUAAAUGCUACGGGCCCAGUUCCUGACGCGAAGACAGGUUUCGACCAAGUGAAUGAUCACACCGACGCUGACUUCGCUUUCAUCCACGACUCGGCUGAAAUUAAGUACGAGGUGACCAGGAACUGCAACCUGACAGAAGUAGGGGAGGUCUUCGCGGAGCAGCCCUACGCGUUGGCCGUGCAGCAAGGCUCCAGAUUGCAAGAGGACCUCUCCAGAGCCCUGUUGGAGCUGCAGAAGGAGAGGUUCUUGGAGCAGCUGGCGUCGAAAUACUGGAAUGAUUCAAUGCGCCAGGCCUGUCCUGAUGCUGACGAGUCUGAGGGCAUCACCUUGGAAAGCUUAGGUGGCGUCUUCAUAGCUACUUUAUUCGGCUUGGGUCUCGCAAUGAUAACGCUAGCUUGGGAAGUAUUUUACUAUAAAAGAAAAGAAAGGAACAAGGUACAGAUCUUGGAGGCAAAUAUGGAAAAACCAGAGAGCAAGAACGUGCUAGAGAAGAAAGUGGACAAUUUCACAAAAGUCCGGAAGAGAGAGAAGAGUGGUAAAUUGAAUAAAAGUGGUAAAAAUGUAACUAUCGGUGAUAGCUUCAAGCCGGUUGCUGAAAAGGGUGUUUCUUUUAUAAGUGUCUACCCCAAAGGGGGAUAUAGGCCGUGAAGUUUAGAAAAUAAAUGUGUAGAUAUAAAAAAAUGUGUAUUAGCACUCAA